Molecule: messenger RNA, 2733 nt
Organism: Cottoperca gobio
Lineage: Eukaryota; Metazoa; Chordata; Actinopteri; Perciformes; Bovichtidae
Gene: rfng
Product: RFNG O-fucosylpeptide 3-beta-N-acetylglucosaminyltransferase
Exons: 9
Coding region: 465-1640 (391 amino acids)
Biological process (GO): pattern specification process
Cellular component (GO): Golgi membrane
Molecular function (GO): O-fucosylpeptide 3-beta-N-acetylglucosaminyltransferase activity
Source: RefSeq, a predicted model, not a curated record
ACCAAUUGUAUUUUCCUUGCUAGCUUGGCGAGCUUACCGACAUGAGUUUAGUGGUUUGUGGAAUGUUUGGUUAACUAGAAGUGGACGGGCUGGCCGUGAAAGUAACUUUGUGCUAGUUUACGUCUUCUUAAUAACUUCAUAAACGCCAAAUAAACCCGAUGAUAUGAUCCGAGCUGGCAGAAGAGAACCUACCAAACUGUUGUCGUUAGGUUUCAUUUAAAGUCACGGCGGAACAAAAAGAAGGCAGAGUCGAGCAGUGGAUCCGGUUGCAUUUAGGUUAUCAUUCAAAACCAUCGAAACUAGUUUUCCAGUAAUCUAGUUGUGUUUCAGUAAUAUUUAUGCUUCCGUCCUCGCCAUAGUGGAAAAAAGCCGUCAAACGUGUCUUCUGAUAUUUCAUGGAUUCCAUGUGAUGGUGUGAGGAUGAGACAGGGUGGUGUUGGAAGUGACUGCAGCCCUGGAGGCUGAUGAAGCUGCUCCAUUGGCCCGUCAGGAUGCACAUAGCUUCAGUGGGUGUCAGCAAGUUUUGCUUCCUGUUCUCCCUCGCAUUCUGCGGUCUCCUGCUUCUGCUCAUUCCUGCUCUCCAGCCCCCAGCACGCCAGGUGGACCUGCCUCAGCCCCGACCCCAAGUCAGACCUGCACAGGCAGGAGUGUCUGUCCAUGCAGAGAACACUGAGUCUGCCACAGAGCUGAAUAGGAGCUCAGCAGUGCAGGGGAGACCCAUCAAGACUGAAGGGACCAGGAAUGACUUCCAAAGUCCCAAGAGUGGGACGGACUCCAAAAAAGGAGCUCUCCCUCGAGUUUCAGGGCCGUGGGACCUGUUAGAGUUUAAGGACAUUUUUAUUGCAGUAAAGACUACCAGGAAGUACCACAAGUCCAGACUGGAGCUGCUGAUUCAGACCUGGGUUUCCCAAGCUAAAGAACAGACCUUCAUAUUCACUGACGGUGAGGACAAGGAGCUCCGGAUGAGAACAGGCGUUAACAUCAUCAACACAAACUGCUCAGCAGCUCACACCCGACAGGCUCUGUGCUGCAAGAUGUCUGUGGAGUACGAUAAAUUCAUCGAGUCUCAGAAAAAAUGGUUCUGCCACGUGGAUGAUGAUAACUAUGUGAUCAUGCCCAGCCUGCUGCAGCUGCUCUCGUCCUACCACCACAGCCAGGAUGUCUACCUCGGCCGGCCCAGUCUGGAUCAUCCUAUAGAGGCUGCAGAGAGGGUGAAGAGUGACGGAUCGGUAUCUGUAAAGUUCUGGUUUGCCACAGGUGGAGCAGGGUUCUGUAUCAGCAGAGGCCUGGCACUGAAAAUGAGCCCAUGGGCCAGUUUGGGGAAUUUCAUCAGCACAGCAGAGAAGAUCCGACUACCGGACGACUGCACCAUCGGCUACAUCAUCGAGGCACUACUGGAGGUGACCCUAACACACACACACCUCUUCCACUCUCACCUGGAGAACCUACAGAAACUGCCCACUGACACUGUGCUGGAGCAGGUGACUCUGAGCUUCGGAGGCUUUGAGAACAGAAGAAAUGUGGUCGGCAUUGUUGGAGGCUUUUCACUGGCUGAGGACCCCACAAGGUUUAAGACGGUCCACUGCCUUCUGUAUCCAGAUACCACCUGGUGUCCACAGCUCCAACACAUAAACGGAUGAGUACUUUGAGACCAAGCACUCGGUGAACUGAGAAUUCAAUGGGUCGCUGUAAUCUUUCCUUCUCUCCAAACUGGCUGUAAAGCGAUGGGCUGAUGUUAAUCAAGUGGGAAUACUUGUCCUGGGAGUCCCACGGAGGCUUAUUGCAGGUGGUUGGACCUACAUAAGGCAAGUGUCUCCACUGUGGCUCAGCAGAAACGCUGUAGUAUGAAAUGACUUUGGGUUUCCACAAAGUGCAGCGCAGUCUCGCUAUAAAGGAAUCUGCUCACGGUCUGUAUGGAGCAGAGGAGUAUUAUUAUGUUAUUGCAUUAGCCCAUUUCUAACAGGCCCAUCUUUAAGGUUUUGCACUACUGCGUCACUUCCUGUAUGUUACUGUCUGUAGUUCCAUGUUGGUGUAAAUGGAGUGAUCUUCAUUAUGUAUUUUGUCUUUAUAUAGGUUGUAUUUUUAGCUCUGCAUACACUUCUUUAAGGCAGAAGUAAGGAGUUUGUUGGAACUAGUGGAGACAAAGAUAUUUCACCCACAGUGCCAUGAAACGUGCCACCACUCAGACAAAAUGUACACUUUGUUUAUCCUCUGACUUUUCUUCUAGCGCCAUCAUCAGGUUUUUUUUUAUAAAUUUAAACUAAUGACAUUCCCAUCAGCUUCCUCAGCUGCACUUUGUGUUUAGUGCUAAUUAUUAAAUGUUUGCAUGCUAACACUCUAAACUAGAAUGCUGAAUCAGCAUUUUGGCAUUUAAUCUGUACAGCCUCAGAGUAGAUGCUUGGUCAUGUUUCAUUACAUGGAAAUCCAGUGAAAACUGAGUGCUAAGAAGCCUCCUCUUCCUCCUGUGGACUUCAGGUUUGCCACUUUGCUGAAUUGUACUCUGAUAAACUGGUUAUUUGGCUCCACCCACUCCAGCAACAAUAUUUCUGCCUGUAAAAAGUAUUUGUGUAAAACACUUGUCUACCUUUUUGCACACAAGACUAGAAUCCAAAAUCCAGAGCAUGUGUUCCACUGCAGGUCAGUGGGUGAGAGUACGUGAGUGUUUGUGUAAACCUUUACCACUGAUGUAUUAUUGUGUUUCAAUAACAAUAAAAACCUUUCUGCAUUGUCAAA